This is a messenger RNA of Drosophila takahashii, 2394 nucleotides long. Its product is annotated as solute carrier family 35 member C2. Gene Ontology annotation, molecular function: antiporter activity. The record is from RefSeq and is a predicted model, not a curated record. Gene Ontology annotation, biological process: UDP-glucose transmembrane transport. Gene Ontology annotation, cellular component: cis-Golgi network; endoplasmic reticulum-Golgi intermediate compartment; Golgi apparatus. Lineage: Eukaryota; Metazoa; Arthropoda; Insecta; Diptera; Drosophilidae.
CAGCCAAGCGGGCAGCACUGGCUGUGUAUAAACAGUUGGCAAGAAUAGAAAUCGAAAAACAGAAGUUUUUUGGACGAAAUGGCAGCGUAAAAACCCAUUAAGGGCAUUUCCAUUAUUGCACGAGCGACUUUCCGACGGGGAAUAUAUAUACACAUAGACAGAAGCGUCGAAGAUAGCAAAAUACCCGGAACAUAUUGAUACAUAUGGACGUAGACUUCAAGAUAACGCAACAAGAAGAAGUACUACCGAUAAUAUAUAAUGGUGGCGGCCAAGUACGAGCGCCUGAAUUCUGCUGAGGCGGGCGGAGGAAAUGGAAAUGGGAAUGGAAAUGGAAAUGCCAGCGAUGCGGAAGACGAGGAGAUCGAGCUCAACUUGGCCCAGAAAACUCAACAGCUGAACAAUGGCCAUCGUUUGCGUCAGAGCAACUUCAAAUACGCCAGCGGAAAGUCGUCGGGUUCGGUGGAAUCCCGUGGAGCGGCGGGAGAAACGGCCACGUUGGCCCAGGAGGAGAACAUGAUGAUGCAAAUGGCCGUGGGCACUCUGGCCAUCAUCUUCCUGUACUUAACACUCUCCAUAUCGCUGACCUUCUAUCAAACGGACAUCAACCGGCAGAUGCCCUUUCCCCUGGCCAUUGUCACCUAUCAUCUGGUGGUGAAGUUCCUGCUGGCCGCCUUGGCGCGGAGGAUCUACAGGCUGCGGAUGGGCCGGUCGAGGGUCCAGCUGGAUUGGCGCGUGGCCCUGAGGAAGAUGGCUCCAACGGGCGUGGCCAGUGCCAUCGAUAUUGGGUUCUCCAACUGGGGAUUGGCCCUGGUCCCCAUUUCCCUGUACACCAUGACCAAGUCAUCGACCAUCGUGUUCAUCCUGCUGUUCGCCAUCGCCUUGGGAUUGGAAAAGAAGAGCUGGUAUCUGGUGUCGAUUGUGGGCCUGAUAGGCACGGGCCUGGUGAUGUUCACCUACAAGUCCACGCAGUUCAAUGCCCUGGGCUUCUUUUUCAUCCUCUUCGCCUCGCUAAGCAGCGGAUUGCGCUGGAGUUUUGCGCAGUUCAUAAUGCAGAAAUCGAAGCUGGGCUUGCACAACCCCAUAGACAUGAUAUACUACAUGCAGCCGUGGAUGAUUGCCUCGCUGGUGCCGCUGGUUAUGGGAAUCGAAGGUGCCAAACUCGCCGCGGUUCUUGAAGAUCUGCACAAAUACACCUCGAGUGAGAUAACCUGGGCCAUUGCCAGGAUCACAGCCGGCGCCCUGCUGGCCUUCCUCAUGGAGUUCACCGAGUUCCUGGUGCUGUGCAAGACCUCCAGCCUGACCCUCUCGAUAGCCGGCAUUUUUAAGGACAUCUGCCAGUUGGCGCUCGCGGUGACGCUGAAAAAAGACCAGCUGAGUGUUAUCAACUACAUUGGCCUGGUCAUUUGCCUGGCUGGCAUUGUUUGCCACCUGCUGCACAAGUACAGCAACAUGAAGGAGACGCAGCGGCAGCAGAAGGACCUAGAAUUCGACAACGACCAGGAUGAGUCGUCGCCGGGGGAAUAUAAAUUCAACAGCGAGGGCAGUGCCAUUGUGGGUGUGCACGUGAAAUCGCAUUCCACGCUGACGGUGCCGCUGCUGGAGCAAACCGACUCGGAGGACGAGUCGGGCAUUGAUGCUAGCAACAAACAAAACGCCUCCGAUGUGAUCUUCGAUGUGCUGAAACGACGCGACAUGCAGCGAUGAAAAACGCUGAUCCUUGUACAGAUCGCAUGUAAAUGUUGUAAAUUCAAAAGACCUUUAUGUUAAACUACUUACUGCAAAACGACACUGGGAUAGCAAUGCAGGUUUUAUGUAAGCUAGUUAGUUCGAAAUUUUCCAUUCCUUUUUGAAACGAAAGAUUCCCCACAUUCCCGCUUUGUGCAUUUAGCAGCUAGGCUAGAUUUAUGAGAUAUAUAUCAAAUUGAAAGUGUGUGUGUGGCUAUCCCGGUUGAAUAACACUCUUAUUUGAGUUAUCUUAGGGAUCACAAGUUAUCUUUGGGCAAUAAUCAGUAAACAGUAAAUUUCCUUUGCAUUUAAAAUAUUUUUUCACAUUUAGAUCUUGUAAAAAUAACAAAUAGCUAUCUAAUUUUACGUUUUUAAAGGUAAAUCUCUUAGUAAUUGUCCAAAGAUAACUUCGCGCCCCAAUUACUAUCUCGUUUUUUUCGUAGAAACUCACUUUUAAGUCCCAAAACCUAUGUAAAAAUAAGACAUAAGAAAGCCUUAAUCACCUUUUUAUUGUUCCUUAAUCAACAGCUCUUAUUUGGCACUCCAAAUUUAAAUGUAAAUCCUUUUAGUUGUAAGCGAUUUUGAAUUUGACACUCCCGACAAAUGUCUGAUAAAAUUAAACAAGGGCCAUUGUUUUAACUUACCAUAUUAUAAAUAAUGUCUUUGUUG